AUGGGGGAGCAUAUCGAGAACAAGGGCACGCGCCCUAGCGCGAUCGUCGUCGGUGCUGGUGCCGGAGGUGUCGCUACCGCAGCGCGGCUCGCAGCGGCAGGCUACAAAGUUACUGUAGUCGAGAAGAACGAUUUCUCUGGCGGAAGAUGCAGUUUGAUACAUCGUCACGGAUAUAGGUUCGACCAAGGUCCGAGUUUACUACUCCUACCUCGAUUCUUCCAUGAAACAUUCGAGGAUCUGGGCACCUCGCUCGAUGCAGAGGGCGUCAAGCUGGUCAAAUGCGAACCGAACUACAAUGUUCAUUUCCACGAUGAUACUACCUUCAAACUCUCCACCGACAUCUCCAUCAUGAAGGCUGAAGUCGAGCGUUUUGAAGGCAAAGACGGAUUCGAGCGGUACCUUGCUUUCCUGCAAGAAUCACAUCGACAUUAUGAGGUGUCCAUCAUCCAUGUGCUGAAGAAGAAUUUCUACUCGUUGCUGAGCAUGGUCCGUUUCGACUUCUUGCUGCAUCUCUUCGAGCUGCAUCCUUUUGAGAGCAUCUAUUACCGGGCGAGCAAGUACUUCUGGACAGAGAGGUUACGGAGAGUCUUCACGUUUGCAAGCAUGUAUAUGGGCAUGAGCCCGUUUGACGCUCCGGGAACGUACAGUCUGCUGCAAUAUACGGAGCUGGCGGAGGGCAUCUGGUAUCCUAUUGGCGGUUUCCAUAAAGUGGUCGAAUCUCUUGUCAACGUAGGUGAGCGUUUGGGUGUCGAAUUCAAGUUCAACAGCCCGAUUCGCAACAUACAGAUAUCAGACGACGGGAAACGUGCGACCGGCGUGGUUUUCGAAGAUGAGAGCCAGGAGCCAUUGACCGCUGAUGUGGUUGUCUGCAACGCAGAUUUGGCCUAUGCAUACAACAACCUUCUCCCGUCCACCUCGUUUGGACGAGCUCUCCUGAAACGUCAAGCGUCUUGCUCAAGCAUAUCCUUCUACUGGGCGCUAGACCGACAAUUCCCCGAACUAAGCGCUCACAACAUCUUCCUCGCGGAAGACUACAAAGAGAGCUUUGACAGUAUCUUCAAGAAGCACCUGAUUCCAGAUCAACCCAGCUUUUACGUCAACGUCCCCUCCCGCGUCGAUCCUUCCGCCGCGCCAGAGGGCUGUGAUUCCAUCGUUAUCCUGGUCCCAGUCGGUCACUUGGAAGGCUCAUCUGACGACCAACACAAGGGCUCGGGGCACACGAAAGGCCUGACCCAAGACUGGGACUCGAUGGUAGCAUCAGCACGUGAAACCAUCAUCAGAACCAUGGAAAAGCGACUCAAGAUCUCGCUCGGUCCCCACAUCAUCGAAGAGACCAUCAACACGCCCGUGACAUGGAAAUCCACCUUCAACCUCGACCGUGGCGCCAUUCUCGGUCUCAGCCACUCCUUCUUCAACGUGCUCAGCUUCAGGCCCAAGACAAAGCAUCGCAGCAUCGAGGAUCUGUACUUUGUCGGCGCGAGCACACACCCUGGCACGGGUGUUCCCAUUGUACUUGCUGGUGCGAAGCUGGUCACCGAACAGAUCCUCCAUGACCGCAAUGAAAUGAGCCGCAUCCCGUGGCGCCCGCUGGACGCCAAGGCAGAGCCCAAGCCAGCUCCUGGUCCCCUGGAUCGCACUCAGAACGGACCGUAUCUUAGCUGGCUUGUCUGGAUAUUGUUGAGCAUUGCCCUUGUGUUUGUGACGGUACCGGGUGUUUUGGUGUAUCAGAAGGCUGGUAAUGGGUUGCUGGGCGAUUGGUAG
Messenger RNA from Alternaria conjuncta, 1761 nucleotides. RefSeq lists its product as uncharacterized. The transcript is spliced from 3 exons. NCBI's taxonomy places the organism in Eukaryota, Fungi, Ascomycota, Dothideomycetes, Pleosporales, Pleosporaceae. The record is from RefSeq and is a predicted model, not a curated record. Gene Ontology annotation, biological process: carotenoid biosynthetic process. Gene Ontology annotation, molecular function: oxidoreductase activity. The coding region runs from base 1 to 1761 and encodes 586 amino acids.